Messenger RNA from Hydra vulgaris (swiftwater hydra), 1829 nucleotides. NCBI's taxonomy places the organism in Eukaryota, Metazoa, Cnidaria, Hydrozoa, Anthoathecata, Hydridae. The record is from RefSeq and is a predicted model, not a curated record.
CACGCACUACAAAAACCGUGUCGUCAGCCCUGAUGGAUAUUGAAAGUCUUUCAAAUCUGGCAUUGAUGGUAUGUAACACAAGUUAUAAUUUUGAUGAUGAUGAAUAUCAACAAGAAACACCAAACAACGCUAAAAAAAAAAGAAAAAAACGAUGUGCAAAUUAAGCUUCGAUCCGAUUCAAUCCUUGUCAAUAAAGAAAUUACUCAAGAUGUCUUAAUUGCAGCUACAACUCCUCUCAGUGUAAGAACCGGUUUAAGCUAUCAAGAUCAAACAAUGUUUAUAGCCAGUAUCAUGAACUACUUAGGAGUAGAUAUAAAUAAAAUAAAGAUAAACACAGAAACCGUCAGAUUGAAGCGUUAUGAGGUUGUUCUUAUUCACGGAAAUGAAAUUAGAAAGAAUUAUAUCGAGGAAAUAAAAGGAAAAAAUAAUGUACUUCACUUUGAUAGGAAGCUAGUUAAACAUUUGCAUAAGGAAAUCCAACAAACAGUUACAAGCGAUAGAAUUGCCAUGUCUGUUACUAGUCCUGAAUUUCAAAACAAAGAUGAUCUUCUCUUAGGAAUUGUUCCAAGUGACACUGGUAAAGCACCUGAUCAGGCUUUACUAAUUUAAAAUUUAUUAAAAUAUUUUGAAUUUCAGACCAAGUAUUUGCUGUGUGUGUUGAUACUACAGCAUCUAACACUGGUAGAAAAGAGGGUGCAAUUAUAAUAUUGACAAGAAUAUUUCAGAAACCUUUAUUGUGGUUAUUUUGUCGACACCACAUACAUGAAAUAUAUAUUAAACAUAUUUAUAAAGCAAUAUCUGGAGAUAACACCAAGGGUCCACGAAAGACCCUUUACUCAAACUUUAAAAAACAAUGUGAAUAUUUUCUCCCGUUUAUAUCUACUUGUGGUGCCUCUUCUAGUUUUAAAAAGUUUGACGAGAAUACUCUCAUAAUUGGUUCUGAAAAACUAAAAAACUUUAGGAUUCAUCAACCAGGUGCCUGUCAUGAAGCUAGAUUCCUGGCAGAUGCUUUGUAUCACAUGGUUUUGGAAUUGACAUCGCCAGUUAUAAACUACUUAAAUCAAGACCAGCAGAUUCUAGUCUCUAGAGUUUGUUUAAUAACUGUUAUAUUUUAUGCUCCAGGAUUUUUAAAAUCCAGUCUUGCUGAAUAUUCAGUUUUAAAUGACUUUAAUUCAUUCAAAAUAGCAAAAAGGAAUUUGAUAUUGAUGUUGACUUCACUUUUAAACAGUUUAAAAUCUCACUCCUGGUAUUUUUUAACUAAUGCAGUAGUCAUGGCUCUUGCUGAUUCUGACCUUGAAAUCCAAACAAAGUCAGACAUUUUGAAGGCCUUGUUGGAAAUUAAUAAAGAGAAACCGCUUCCUGUUUUAGUUGAUGAAAAUACCAAACUUUGUAAACUUGUUACCCAUGAAAGCUGGUUUCUUUUUGUCGUUUUAGACUUAGUAAACGAAACAAAGACUUGGUUGGAAGCAUGCCAGAAUGAAGAAGGUUUAAACUCGAUACCCUCUUACAAGAAGUUUGUGCUUUUUAUUAAACACCUCAGUGUCACAAAUGAUUGUGCUGAAAGAGACAUUGGCCUCAUACAAAAGUUUGUGAACUCUUCACACUCUGAGGAUCAGAGACAAAAUGUUUUGCUGGUUGUUCGAGAAAACCGAAAAAAGAUUUCAAAGAAUGUUUAUCAGAAAGAUCUUGUUAAUUUGAAAUAUUGCUGUUUGAAAUGCAAACAUGCAUCAUUUUCUAAACCUUUUUGUUAAUUAUCUCAUAUUGAAGCUAAACCUUUUUGUUAAUUAUCUCAUAUUGAAGUUAAUAAUACUAAUAUUAUAAAACAGUAA